Messenger RNA from Paramecium tetraurelia, 267 nucleotides. RefSeq lists its product as uncharacterized. NCBI's taxonomy places the organism in Eukaryota, Ciliophora, Oligohymenophorea, Peniculida, Parameciidae. The transcript has a single exon. The record is from RefSeq and is a predicted model, not a curated record.
AUGUUCCAAUUGGCAAGCAACACAGACGAAGCCAAAAAAUUACUUCUCUUGUUGAGUGGAUUGAAAGUCCAAAUUGUGGAUGCCAAAAGCAUAGAUGAAGAUCUUGAAAAGGGGGCUGCUUUGAAUUGGUAGUAAUUUUCAAUUGAUCUCAUCAAAGAACAAAAUGAUCUCUCAGAUCAAAGACAAAAUCUAGAAUAAUCCGUUCUUAAUUAUUUGAGCAUCAUUGAAGAAUCCAAAGAAAAGCUAAAUUACCAUUAGGUUGAGUGA